Trypanosoma cruzi is the source of this 2028-nucleotide messenger RNA. RefSeq lists its product as uncharacterized. The record is from RefSeq and is a predicted model, not a curated record. Gene Ontology annotation, molecular function: protein binding. Gene Ontology annotation, cellular component: TORC2 complex; TORC1 complex. Lineage: Eukaryota; Euglenozoa; Kinetoplastea; Trypanosomatida; Trypanosomatidae. Gene Ontology annotation, biological process: TOR signaling; regulation of actin cytoskeleton organization. The transcript has a single exon. Bases 1 to 2028 code for a protein of 675 amino acids.
AUGUGUGCCGCGUUUCUCAUUUCCGCCUCGUACGACAAGCAGAUCCGCUUCUGGGAUGGCGCCUCCGGUCGCACAGUGCGUUGUUUCUCCUUUCAGGACUCGCAGGUGAAUGCGCUGCUUCUGAUUCCAGAUACAACGUACCUUGUCGUGGCGGGAUUUGGCGUCGUGCGUGUGUAUGACAUUGGGGCACCCAGCGCUGCAGCUGCAGCCAGUGUCGGGGGUGGUGGGGUGAGCAGCCAGGCGCCACCGCUCUUGUCAUCGUACGAGAAUCAAUCCGCCAUGAAUGUGACGAGUCUGGGGAGUUUUCCACUAAAUCUGCAUAAGGGCGUCAUCACGCUUUUUGGUUCUUCCAAUGACAAUUCAAACAGCAGUUUAUUCAAUGCAACCGCCGAUUUUGUCUCCACUCAGCAACCGUACCAAGAAAACCCGUCCGGCGAGUUGUCCACGGCGCUUUACGCCACCUCAGAAGAUGGCCACAUCCGCUUUUUUAACGCGGCGAGUCCAACCACACUGCAGCUCAUAUGGGAUAUUCCUACCGGCGCGGCUAUUACCUGCAGUGCCCUCUCGCCGGACCGUCAGACUUUGUUCACGGGGUCGCAGAUAGGCCGCGUCUCUGUCUGGCACCUCCCCACGAUCAUUGAGGUGGCGACGCUGCAGGCGAAGAGUACUAUUGGGAUUCCGUUUGGGCAGGCGCCGUUGCAAGUAAUUUCCUUUGACACAGACUACACGGCCAUUCGCAGCAUCGCCAUUGAGCCAUUGGCACGUUGGGCUGUGGCCGCCACAAACGCAGGGAAAUUGCACUUUAUGCGCUUUACGAGGGAAGUUAACGCCUCUGAGUCCUUGGCGGAUCUAUCGUGUGGGAACGCAAACAAACCGGAGUGCGGCGAGAAGAAUGAGACGGAGCAGCCAGUGGGCGAAUCCGGCAUCCCUGAAAGCCGUGAGGUCUCCGGAAAUGGCGGUACCAAAGCUCCGCGUGACGCCAGUGUUAUACAAUUAGAGAAUGUGCACCAACUCCCCAAUGUCGGUAAAGAUGUGGAUGCGAAUGAGUUGAAGAGUGCGGAAUUAAGGCCAAAUUUCACUCAUAGAGAAAACCUCACGCCAGCUCUUGCCCACAGUCCCGACCCUCAAGGUAUCUUGGCCGUGGCCUCUCCGUCUGAGCAGGACGCCCAUACAAACUAUCAUUCAAACGCCCCAUCAUUGCAGACCUCGCUGCUUCCGGAGCAGUUUUUGCUGGAAGUGUUUUACUCGUUCCAGGCACAUUACAAGUACAUUCUCAAAGUAGCGAUAUCCCCCAGUACCGAUCUGUUGGUAACCUGCUGUGCCGAUUACACCGUUGGCCGCUUUCUUAUUCCGAAGGAGCUUCAAAAUGGUACGGCAUUCGCAAAAAAAAGCACGGGGCAUGAGGCUUCCAGCAGUUGUGAGAGCGUCCCCGCUAUGUCUGCAACGGCAGCAAUGGGUUCAGACGGAGAGGGACUGCAGGCAAGGCGCAUGGCCCAACAAGGGGCUCCAGAGGUGGCUUUGGCAGUAGCGUCGCUGUUACAGCCCAUGGCGGGAGGAGAAGAGGCACCAAAUUCUUCAGCGGAUAAACAGGAAGGGGCGGAGGUAAAAGUGUUGGAAACACCACAGAAUGGAAAUGAUAGAAGGAUCUCAGUGGAUGUGGGUGACGGAACAGCGGCUCAGCCAGCGGCGAAAAAGGAGGAAAAAGGAGGUGCGAGUCCCGGUGACUUUCCCGAUGCCUCUUCACUGCAGUUCUCUGUCGUCCCGUCACUAACGAUGGAAGGAAACACACAACUUCAUAGCACAGGCGUACUUCAAUUUAUCGCAUUGAAGCCCCUAACGGGGCACUUACGAUGGGUGUGGGAUUGUGUUUUCAGUGACUGCGGUCGGUUUCUCUUCACGGCAAGCAGCGACCAUUACUUGCGGAUGUGGACAGGGCUACUCACCGACCGCGUACAGUCCACCUGUUUUGUCGGCCACACAAAACCGGUAGUAUGUUGUAUACUGUACUACGAAAAGAGGUGCCAGUAG